UAUGAACCUACAGCUAUCAGGCCUCAUUAGCGAUAAUAACAGUUGAUGUUUAUGGGAUUUACCAAAUUGUUUACAGUAUGGUCACCUGGACAAUAAAUUUCCUAUUAUUUUGCAGCAUUGGACACUUCCCCACCAUGCUGCCAGCUUUUUAAGUAUAUUCGUCAAUUUUCCCAAAUUUUAACUGAAGAAAUCCACAAGAGUUUAUAUUUGAGGACUAACGUGUGACUCUACCAAUUAUCAGGAUGAAUCUGGAAAAACUCAGCAAGCCUGAACUCCUGACACUGUUUAGUAUUCUUGAAGGAGAGCUUGAAGCAAGGGACCUUGUUAUAGAAGCUUUAAAGGCCCAGCACAGAGAUACUUUCAUUGAAGAACGCUAUGGAAAAUAUAACAUCAGUGAUCCCUUAAUGGCUCUACAGAGAGACUUUGAAACUCUCAAGGAGAAAAAUGAUGGCGAGAAGCAGCCCGUCUGCACAAACCCACUCUCCAUUCUUAAGGUAGUGAUGAAGCAGUGCAAGAACAUGCAGGAGCGCAUGCUGUCCCAGUUGGCUGCUGCCGAGAGCAGGCACCGCAAGGUAAUCCUAGACCUUGAGGAAGAAAGGCAAAGGCAUGCACAAGACACAGCUGAAGGAGACGAUGUUACCUACAUGCUGGAGAAGGAGAGAGAGCGGCUGACUCAACAGUUGGAAUUUGAAAAGUCACAAGUGAAAAAAUUUGAAAAAGAGCAGAAGAAGCUUUCCAGCCAGCUGGAAGAGGAGCGCUCCCGCCACAAGCAGCUGUCCUCCAUGCUGGCACUCGAGUGCAAGAAAGCCACCAGCAAGGCAGCUGAGGAGGGGCAGAAGGCAGGAGAGCUGAGCCUGAAACUGGAGAAGGAAAAGAGCCGGGUGAGUAAACUGGAGGAAGAGCUGGCAGCCGAGAAGAAGCGAGGCUUGCAAACCGAGGCCCAAGUGGAGAAGCAGUUGUCUGAGUUUGACAUCGAAAGGGAACAACUGAGAGCAAAACUGAACCGAGAAGAGAACCGGACCAAAACUCUGAAAGAAGAGAUGGAAAGUUUGAAGAAGAUAGUGAAGGACCUAGAAGCUUCCUGCCAGCACAGUAGCCCUAAUGAGCAAUUGAAGCAACCGGUAACCAUGUCCAAAGGCACAGCAACUGAGCCUCCCGUGCUAGUAUCUGUAUUUUGCCAGACGGAGAGUUUUCAGGCAGAAAGAACCCACGGGAGCAACGUAGGCAAGGUGACAAACACUGGACUGCCUGGCUCCACCACUCCGACUUACACGUAUGCAAAAACCAAUGGCCAUUGUGACCCAGAGAUACAACCAACCAGGGAGUUGUUAGGCAGCAGUGCAGAAAACCAGGUGCUGCCACGAGAGAAAUCUGUGGGAUUCACCCAAGAAAAACCAGUGGAGAAUGGUGGAUGUCCUGUGGGAAUCGAGUCUCCGAUCCCAAUGCCCAGUCACCUCCCUUCCAGUGGGAGCUCACUGUCUCCCAGCAGCACUGCCUCCUCCUCUCUAACAUCCUCUCCUUGCUCUUCACCAGUACUAACUAAGCGCUUAUUAGGGGCAUCAGCCAGCAGCCCUGGCUACCAGUCAUCCUAUCAAGUAGGAAUCAACCAGCGGUUCCAUGCAGCUCGACACAAAUUUCAGUCACAGGCAGAUCAGGACCAACAAGCAAGUGGCCUACAGAGCCCUCCGUCCAGGGAUCUGUCCCCCACCCUCACAGACAACUCUGCCGCCAAGCAGCUGGCCCGAAACACAGUCACUCAGGUGCUCUCCAGAUUCACUAGCCAACAAGGGCCAAUCAAGCCUGUCUCUCCCAAUAGCUCCCCCUUUGGCACAGACUAUCGAAAUCUGGCCAACACUGCCAGCCCAAGAGGUGACACCAGCCAUUCACCUACUCCAGGGAAAGUAUCCAGUCCUCUGAGCCCCCUGUCUCCAGGGAUCAAGUCUCCUACCAUCCCCAGAGCUGAGAGAGGGAAUCCUCCACCCAUCCCACCCAAAAAACCUGGCCUCACCCCAUCUCCAUCCACGACCACGCCACUGACCAAAACACAUUCCCAGGCAUCCUCUGUGGCCACCACAGAGGACCUUGCCAGCAGCUGCUCUUCCAAUGCUGUUAUAGCCAAUGGCAAGGACGUUGAGAUACUUUUGCCUACCAGCAGCUAGUUCCUAGGAGGGAGUCUCCACAGGUGACAUUCCAUCUGAUUUCAUCUAAGAGCUCAGAGUCAAACCGUUGAGUCAGAUCAUGUUAUUUAUUUUGAUAGUAGCUGCAACCGUCUGUACAAUACAUUUAGUGUAUUUCACCUUUUUGUAUUUUUUUAAAUAGAAAUUGAUUCAUUUGGAUUUUUAUGGCUCUAAUCUUUGUACUGAAGCUAGAAGGGCACCUCAAAGACGUCUCAAGCUCAGCAGUCACUGUCAUGUUGUGAUGGAGAAAGCUAAUUGAUUACCAGGUGGUGAUUUGCUGUCUAUUUUGGGACUAGAAUCACUUGACGCUCAUUUUGAAUUAGUAUGCAGAAGUGGUUCAUGCAGAUUUUUAUUCCAGAUGAACAUGUUUAAAAAGUGCCUGAAAUAAGACUGCUAUAUAAAUGCGAUUCUGCAGCAAAAACA
Messenger RNA from Trichechus manatus latirostris (Florida manatee), 2600 nucleotides. RefSeq names its product CTTNBP2 N-terminal like (gene CTTNBP2NL). The transcript is spliced from 5 exons. Lineage: Eukaryota; Metazoa; Chordata; Mammalia; Sirenia; Trichechidae. The record is from RefSeq and is a predicted model, not a curated record. Gene Ontology annotation, cellular component: actin cytoskeleton. The coding region runs from base 243 to 2159 and encodes 638 amino acids. Gene Ontology annotation, molecular function: protein phosphatase 2A binding. Gene Ontology annotation, biological process: protein dephosphorylation.